This is a messenger RNA of Olea europaea var. sylvestris, 1050 nucleotides long. RefSeq lists its product as uncharacterized. The record is from RefSeq and is a predicted model, not a curated record. The transcript is spliced from 2 exons. Bases 1 to 1050 code for a protein of 349 amino acids. Lineage: Eukaryota; Viridiplantae; Streptophyta; Magnoliopsida; Lamiales; Oleaceae.
AUGGCGUUGACUAGCAGAGCACUGGGUAAUCUGUCGAGUAACACAGAAAUUAGCCCCAAUGAGCAGGCUAAGGCCAUUACAACUCGAAGUGGUGUGCAGCUACUCGAAAUACAUGUUAAGAGACCGAGUGUGAAUGAAGAGACAUCACUACCUGCAGAGGAAGAAACUGUAGAACAGGACAAACAACUAAAAGAAUCAACUCCAAAAGGAAGUCCAGACAAUUCACGGGAUAAAGCCACGUCUACAGUCAACCCACACGAGCCUCCAAUUACAUUUUCCCAAUGGUUGAGGAAACAUAAAAUGGAGCAGCAGUACAAGAAAUUCCUAGAAGUCUUCAAAAAGCUCCACAUCAAUAUCCCACUAGCCGAUGCACUAUCCCAGAUGCCCAGCUAUGCAAAAUUUUUGAAGGAUAUUCUAUCAAAUAAACGCAAGCUGGAAGACCACGAAACAGUAAUGCUUACAGAAGAAUGUGGCGCUAGAAUUCAGAAAAAGCUCCCGAAACUCGGCUUGGGAGAGGCUAAGGCGACUACCGUAACACUGCAGUUGGCUGAUAGGUCACUGGCCCAUCCGAGAGGAAUAAUAGAAGAUGUGCUUAUCAAGGUUGAAAAUUUCAUAUUCCUUGCAGAUUUCCUCAUCUUGGACAUGGAGAAAGAUAAGGACGUCACGUUGAUACUUGACAAACCAUUUUUGGCAAUAGGGAGAGCCUUAAUUGAUGUUCAGAGGGGACGAUUAAUUUUGAGAUUGGGGGAGGAGCAAAUAUCAUUCAAUGUCUUUAAGGCUAUGAAACUCCCUUCAGAAUCAGAUAGCUGUUUCCAAGUCAUUGUCAUUGAUAAGGUGGUCCAGGAGGCAUUCUUACUUAACAGCACAUCCGAUGCUUAUGAGGCGUGUAUUGCACAUUCUCAGUUAACCCAGUCAGACUCUAUUGAGAUUGAGACAUGUGCAAGGUUUUUGGAGACCAACCUACCAUACACACGAAAGAGGCACUUCGAGGAGCUAGGAACAGGGACCACAAAACCAUUACCUUCCAUUCAGCAGCCGCUAGGAACUUAA